GGGUCCUUUUGCUCAAAAGUUGUUGCUUUGCACACCCGGGAUUUACUGGGCCUUUUAUACUCUGACCUUGCCAUCCCCUGAGGUUGUGGAUCACUGAAACUUUCCCCACACGUCGAGCUCUCCGCAGAAGCAUUUCCUUUGAACAAUGGCGCAAGACACCAAUUCCUCCACAGACAAAGAAAUAACAUUCACAAUCCCUCCCGCCACCUUAGCUGUCUUUCAAUCGAACCCAUGGACGGCCUCCCUGAUCUCCAAAUCCGACUACAGACCCAUCGAGACCUCUGCGCGGGUUAAGAAGCCUCUCGGUGAAGAUGCCUUCUUCGCAGAAACAAUAGCCACGCCGACUACGAUUCCACAUUGUCUCAGUCUCCAGCGACGUAACCCCUCUCCACCACCGUCAGAGGCCCCUUUCCUGCCUCCUCCGCCAGCGAAAUGGCCCAAGAUAACCACUCCGCCCGAUUUGAUCACCCUCUGGGAUUUCGGCAAUCCAGGGAUCAGUGGACACCCUAAUACGGCGCACGGGGGUGUCCUUUCGACAUUAAUUGAUGAAAUGAUGUCCGUCGUUAUUGCAAUGCACAUUCCGGGGUAUACCUUCAAUGAAGCUACUGAACGCGGAAGGAUAUACACACUACAAUUGGACGUGCGAUUCAGAAAUCCCGUUUACGUCCCUGGACUGGCGGUUCUGAAGGUGUGGUGUAUUGCAAAGGUUGGAAGGAAAUUCUGGUUGAGGGCGCAGGUCCUUCAGGAGGAGGGACUAGGCGAACAGAACGGUGGUGCCCAACCGCUGGAGUGGGCUAAAAAGAAAGUGGUUUGCGUAGAAUCGAUGGGAUUCUUCGUGCAGACGACGAACGAGAAGUUAUAGCCGCACCUGUCUCAUUCAUAUUAUAGCUCGAUAUCGG
This is a messenger RNA of Coccidioides posadasii C735 delta SOWgp, 899 nucleotides long. RefSeq lists its product as uncharacterized. Lineage: Eukaryota; Fungi; Ascomycota; Eurotiomycetes; Onygenales; Onygenaceae. The record is from RefSeq and is a predicted model, not a curated record.